AGGCAAAUAAAGUAAUAAAAAUAAAAAUAAAAUUAUACACAAUAAAAGCAAACGACAUUUUCCUGCGCUUAAUCCCAUUCGUUGCUGGAAAAAUCCACGCCUGUCAUUUCGCAAGGAUUAACACAUCACAGACAAGUGGCAGCAGCGUAGCAAUCGAACACAUACACAUACGUGUACGUGCGCGCAAGGUGCUUGAGUGUAAAAACAAAAACAACAAUACACACAUAUACACCGGAUAUCAACUCCUGCUGGCACACACAUACGCACUGUUGCCAUAUAAAUUUAUAGCUUAGAUUUCGAUUUAUCAGCGCCAGCAAGCAGCAAGCAGCAAGCAGCGGGCAGCGGGCAGCGUUCGUGGCGAAUAAGAGCGGAAAUUGCUCGCUUGUCACACGCCAACGGGAAAACUUCGUCUAUGCCACGUGCUGCAUACGCGAAUAAACAGACAAACAAAGGAACAAACAGACAGAUCGACAUACCAAUCAUCAUGCAUUCACCUGGAAAAUACGCACUAAUUUUCAAAUAGUUGGCAAUAAAAUCGCUGAGUGCGAGGAAUGCAAUCGCUGCGCAAGCCAAAUUAGUUCGCAGUGUUUUCUCGCAUAAUACGCCAGCAGUCAGUGGUGGCAGGAGCUGAAUCGAGGAUACUACAUAUACUCGUACAUACAUAUAUAUUACAUACAUACACUCCACGUCUUACCCGCAGCAGCCACCAGUCCACGACGUCUAUUACUUUUAUCUUUACUCUAGUUAAAAGUGUUUAGUUACCACACGCGCACAACGGAAAGUUGCUCCUUUGGCAAGGACGUUGGUUAUUUCGCAUGGCGUACAAACGUAGCUCGUAAACCAAAUUUCGUAUUUAGAGCGGACCGCGUGGACGAGUGCAGACGGAGCGAGCCGAGCAUUGGCUGGGCGCACAUUCAACAAACCUUGAAUGAUUUUUGGUUAUUUACGAAAUUUCUUGAUUUGUUGAUUUCGAGGAUUGAAAGUUGUGUGCGGCAUUAGCAAAUCAGGACAGGAGACGAUACGACGACACAGAUUGUAGAGACGCCAAACUACAAUAAAUUGCCAAAGCAAGCCAGAGCAUCGAGGGAAAAAAGUUGCAAGGCGAGUGGAAAGAAGUGGAAGAGGAAGAAGAAGUGACGGAAGAAGUGACUGCAAAUAGAAAUAAAGCAGCGGGAGUGGGCGGUAGUAGCAACACACACACACACACACACCGAGAGGAAAAGAGGGAGCGGCAUAGAGUAAGAGUUGCAUGAAGCUACGAGCAACGACUGAAGGGUGCUGUGAGACUCCAUUGUGGGUAGAAAGUUUGGCAACUCAGCCGACAUUGUGUGGCAUGGCUUAAGCAAUAGUUGAGGAGCAAACUCAAUUGUAGUUUGAUGUUUUUGUCAAUUGUGGUAGUUGUUCUUAUUGUUGUAGUGGAAAAUCAAAUAAUCAAAGCAAAUACACUGAGACUCUAAUAACAAGACAAGCUACUUGAGGCGAGGAUAUACAUGGCAGUCAGUAGUCAAUAGACACACGCCAGCAUAAUAAUAAAUAGUGUUGACAAGGAAAAGAAGAAGAAAAACUACAACAAAAGCAACAACAAUAACAACAAACAGGAAGUAGAAAUAUGUUGGCUUUCGCUCAAGCAGCGACGACGUUAAGAUGAGCAACGGCAAGGAUCAAAAUCUUAAAUAGACAAAAAAAAAAAAGAAAAACUACUAAAGAGGCGUAGAGAAGAGACAGAAGAGAAAGCAACGAAAAUAAUAAGAAAAAAGAAAAAUAAGAUGUACCAAGUAGAGAAAGCAGCAUAAGAGGCAAGUGGACGAAAACCAGGCAAGAGCAGUGAAGUGAAGAGUAGCGGAAAUCUUUAGCAGGCCAAGAAGACACAGAAUCUCUACGAAUAUUAGAGGUCGUCACUAAGACGGCGAACGUGUGGAAACCGCAAGCAAACGACGCAAAUAAAAGCAACAACAACUCACAUAACAAACAAUUUGUGCAAUAAUAGUGAAAGCAGAAGAGUAGGAGAAGCAGCGACAGAGUCAACCGCAGUUGUCUGCCGCCGGCGUCCACAAAGCGCAGGAUAAUGUGUACGACGGCUGUUGAGACGCGUCAUAAAUGCACGAAUGAGCAAUGUGUUGACAACAGAAGCAGCAAGAGUAAGCGGCGAAAGAGUAUUAACAACAACAGCAACAACAUAAACAACAACAACAGCAGCAGCAUACAAAGCAGCAAUUACCGAGUUAAUGUCAAUGACGGCGACGUUGAAGAUGGGCGAGUGCAAAAAAGUUGGACAGAGCAGGAACAAGAGCGACAACAGCAACAACAACAACAACAACACGCACAUAAACGACAACAACAACUAUCACAGCAGCACGAACAGCAAAGACAACAGCGAACGCCACAACAGCACCAAAAUCAAGAAAAACAUAAAUCUCAACAACAACAACUACUUGUCAUACAACAGCCCGGCCAUAGACUCGUGCAUGCAGCGAUGAUCCAAAUGGAAGAAAAAUCAACCACGCAGCCGGCAAUGGGGAAUCGCGUGCAGCAGCAGCAACAACAACAACAACGACAACAAUAUCAACAGCAAAUAGAACAACAACAACAACAGCAACGGCACAAUAAACAGCGAGUGAAGCAGCAACAGUCUGACAAGCGGCAAUGCAGCCACUUUGGCGGUGGUGGUGAUGGUGUAAGCAGUUGUUGUUGUUGUUGCAGCUGUCGAGCAGGAAUCAAGUGGAAAAUUAUAAUAUCAACAAUAAUUUUGCUAUUAUGCCGCACAAGUCACGUGCUCGCCAUACGAAAGGGUCGCCUCAUGUCCCCGAGCUCAUUCACUGCCCUAAGCGGAGAUCUUCACGUACAGAUACAAUUCAGCGCUGAAGAUGUGCCAUUGCAGGGCAUGGCGGGCGGCAAUGGUAGUGGUGUUGAUGUGGGCGUGGCAGGGGUUAAAGCUAAAGAUGGCGCUGAAGUGUUAUGGACUGAUGAAGCGUAUACGAGCAGAAACGUAACAACGAUGACAACAACAACAGCCACAACAAGAGGCGCAACCACAACAGAGGGUAGAACAACGGCGACAGCAACAGCGGCGGCAACAAAGAGAACGACAACAACAACGAAAACGACAACUACAUCACGCACAACACAGCCAUUAGAUGGGUUGGGUAACCGUCAAGUGGGCGACGGGCGUGUCGUGGGUGUGGGUGUGGAGAGCACGAUUACAAGCACUUUGGUAAUUAGUAAAAUCAUUGAUGAUUUUGCGGAUGCAGUGGAUGUGGCGCCGACGUAUGGUAAUGAUACGGCAGCACAUACACAUGCUCACGAGAGCGCCGCCCGGUUCAAUGGCAGUCUAACGAGCAGUUCGAGUUCGAGUACGGAAGUAACAGAGCCAUCAGUGGCGCACAAUGACACCCACAAUCAAACAGUGCCGCCGCGUAUACAAACAACAACUCGAGUGUUGCAACGCCGCCGCAAGGAAAUCGUACAGAACAUACCUGUCUUCGCUGAUCCACGUCAGAAUGUGACACAAAUCUCUGUGCCCUGUCAGACAUUUACACGCGGCGGCUUGUAUGAAAUGCAAGUAGUGACCAAUUUGAAGACCACCACUCCCGUAGCUAAUACUCGGAAUGUCAGCACACAUGAGCCGCUGCCCACAAUGACCACCACCACACUGAUGCCCAUCGUUGAUGAGCGUCUACGUCAAACACUCGACGUGCGAUGGCCGAGCGCUGAUAUGCAGGUGUCACCGACACGUCUACGCACCUAUCCCGAUCAACCGGUUGAGGUCGUGUUGCGAUUUCCGGAGGUUAAUUGCGAACGCGCUUGGCAUGAGAGUAAUUCGCUAGAUUUACCGCAAUUUUGGCUGGAGCUCAUUUAUUGCGGCAAGCAGCGUAGUUGUAAUGACGUGUUGCCGCAAAAUGUCAGCAAAUCGAGUAUUUUGUAUAUGGAGCAGGUGCGCGGCUAUCCAAAGCAUAAACUGGUACGUCUCGGCUGCGAGCUCUUCGGUUUGGCUGGCAAUUAUGCUGUGCAAUUGCGGCCGAUGGUGCCGGCGCCGAAUGUGCCGAUAACACGUCGCUUCCUCAGCGUCGACUGGAGCGAUAAAUUUGUGUUCAAUGUUUACGCUCGCAGUAUAUUCCCGUGCGAUCCGCAUACGGGCAUUGGCGUGUUGUAUGAAUAUCCGGCCUGUAUACUCGAGCAAGGUGAUCGUGUGCGCGUUUUUGCCAAGUUGCGCGCUGAUGUGGCUUCGUUGAAGCCGCCAACUACGCUACAUUAUGUCGCCGAGCAGCGUGUGGUGAAGAGUCAUCAUUCGCUCUACUUCAACUGUGACCUGUUCACCGAGAAAUAUGUGGAGUAUUGCUUCGUCUAUGUGAGUCAGGCUAUUUCGGGUGCGGUCGCUGAUGUGCGUAUGGACUGUGUACCGACGUUGCCUGUCAGUGAAUCCGAUACUGGCGGUUGGGGACCGUGGAGUGAAUGGACACCCUGCUCAACGAAUUGUCUCGGUGGCACGCGUAAUCGUUAUCGAUUUUGUGAUUCACCCCCACCACGAUAUGGCGCUAAAUUCUGUGAGGGCCCCUCGGUAGAGACUGAAAAAUGUGGCAAAGCCGUUGCCGACACCUGGGAUUGCAUUUAUGAAAGUAGUGGUGCCACAUUUACAGCCGCCAAUCGCACGGAGGUUAGUCAGGAAAUCGGACCGGGCUGUCGUUGUGGCUGUAUUGUACAUUUGGGCUCAUCAAAGCCGAAACGGAUCUUAGCUGGUGCCACACAAAGCUGCCCCGGACGUUCGUUUUGGCUUAUACAGGUGGAUGGCGAGGAGAAUAUUGCGCUGAGUUUGAACUUUUUGCGAUUGCCCUGUCCGGCGCAGUACAUCAAAGUACGUGACGGUCCGUCGCUCUCAUCGACGUUGCUCAUUGAAUUGAACGGCGGAAGUAAUUUAAAUAUGCCAACACAAAUAGAAUCGAGUGGUGCGCAAUUGUUGUUGGAAUUCUAUGCCGGCGAGGCAAGCGAUGUGCCAGCUAACGGACAUGGUUACAGUAACAACAAUAACAACAAGAACAACAACAACAAUAACAAUAAUAACAACGUCACAACUAUGGGCAGCGUGAAUGCCGCUUGUACUGGUGGCUUUUUGGCGAAUGUCGAACAAAUUGCAGCACGCAAUGAGACAACAACAACCUUGCUGGCCGCCGCAACCAGCAGAUUGUCGGCGAAAAAUCGUAACAUUUUGCAGAAGCCAAAAUUCAGUCGCUCACAAUUUACGUUGGUCCACUUGAGUGCGGUGGUCUUUGCCAGCAUCAUUAUCUUGAUCAGCGCUUUGUUGGGCGCACAAUAUGUUAUACGUUAUCGCAAGUACCAUUUGGCAGUGGCGCGGCGACGUGAUGAGGGCUCUCGCCUGCAUACACCGCGCGCUUCCAUGAGCUCACUGCAAGGACCGCCAUCGCGCGCCAUUUCGACUACUACACUGUUAUCGGAGGUCAUCUAUUUGGUUAAGAUGCGUCCGAAGCAUCAGUUACGUCACUCCAUACUACGGGAGAGUGUCGAUGCGGAGAAUUUGGCACGCGAAACGGAAUUCAACGACCCCGAUGAGAGCGAAGAAAUAGAGGAGGAUGCACAAACAACAACACGCAUGGUGAAGUGCGAUGAAGAGCGCGGCAGCAACACCUCGGUUGUUACUCUACGCAAUGAAAUCUCACAAUCGCCGGAGUCGGUAAGUGGUAUCAGUCGUUCACCUUCGCUGGAUGAGGCUUUGGGCUCAACCACGGGCGCCGGCGAAACGAGUGGCAUUUGCAGCGGCACACUCACACGUAAAGAUAGCGGUAAAGACACAGAAUCGAUUAUUUCAUCGGGCAUGAGCUCAAUUUGCGCCAGUCCGCCGAUUAUACACUCGAACCGCUUCAAUCGAUACGGACCGUCCGGUACGCUGAUGCCGAGCUCCACACAACGUUUGGAUGAGUCAGCGCAAAGCGAUCGCGACUCGCUGCGUUCAUCGUUGCGCGAAUAUGUGCAACGUUGUGCGAGCGCUUCACUAACAAAUGGCUGCUACUCACCCGCUACGAGCGUUGUCAGCACCGCGACCAUACGCACCACCAAUCCGAAGGAGAGUAAAGAAAAGCAGAAUCGUAAACGGUUACUUGCACGACCCGGCUCCGAAUUUUCGUUAGGCAAUCAGGAGGAACUCGAGCUCGAUUACUAUGAUUACAAUGUGAUAAAUGCAGGCGCCGCACCGGGUUCCUACUUGGGUAUGGACCCGGCGCAACUCAUAUGGGUGCCACCGCUUGAGGUUAUAACCGAUAUGCGCGAUGAGGACGAUAAAACGCCCGAGCCUAUGCCAGAACCGGACGAGACUGAGCCCCUAUAUGAAGAGAUUAAAAUGCCGCGUUACGGUCACUACUUGAGCGCGCGUAGCAAUACAGAGUCGAGCACAAAUACUACCAAUACCAGCAAUACAACACCCUCUUCGGAUGAACUCUCACCACUAGGCAGUCAUCUGCAUUCGAAGGCCACCUCGCCCACAGCAGAAAUGAAUUUGAAAAAUACUUUGCUACAGCAAAACAUAUCGAGCACAGCGAGCAGCAAGCAACCCACGCCAUAUUUCUCACGCAAACAGCGUCGGCACGGCAAACAGCAUUCGCGCUCCACCUCCUCACUGCGCAGUGGUAGCGUUAGCGGUGGUCGCGACGUCAUGAUACCGCUGCAACAGAUGAGCAGCACCAAAUCGGCACGCAACAUAUGCUGCUCGCCGCCAACCUUAGCCACCGCAGAGGAUACCGAAUCAGCGUGUGCCACACCACGCAGCUCACCGGAAAUACCACACACUUUGGUCAACUCAAUUACCGACUCGAUGACCGAGUCAAUGACGGGCUCCUAUGUGGAGAAAGAAACGCGUGUGGAGAAGAAAACUUCGGCCGAGUUGGGCUCCGGCUUACUCAGCUUAGAUGAUAUACAAUUUGCGGAUGAAAGCGAAAGUGAUCAUGAUGUGUCCAAGCAACAGUCCAAGCAACAUCCCAAGCAUGAGUCGGUGGUGAAGUGCCAGGAGUAUGUGUCUGUAGUCGAACCACGCUCCGCGCACACUCACCUCUCCUCAAAUACGUCCGCAUCCUCAGGCGUGGCGGCCAAAUUGAAGCGUAUCAGCGCUGAUUGUGCAAUAUUGGAGACACGGGGUCUAGUCAAAGAGCCAAGCUCGUCGUAUCGCAUCGAAACGAAUGUAUGAGUAAUAAGAAAUUGGAAUUAUUUUGUGGUGGCGCAUAAGCGUCGCAGAGCUGAGCUCGUUAUGAUUUGAACUCUCUCUACAUACUCAUGCAUACAUACAUACGUACAUGCAAACAUAAGUGGUAAGAUUAAUAAAAAUUCGUAUGUGUAAGAAGAAGAAGAAGAAGGUGGAGAAGAAAGGAGAAGAAGAAGGCUAACAUUAGCUGGCUAUGGUUCCAUGAAUUGAUUAUAAUCAAUAAUAAUUAUUAUUAAUUAUAGGCAUUUGUUUUGUUUAUCGCCCAUGUAAAUAUAUAACGAUAACAGUAUUUAUUAAAUCAUAGUCCUUUAGGAGUAAAAACAGAGAAAAGAAGGAAAAAUACAUGCAUAAACGUAUAUGUACGUGUGUGUGUUAAUUUUGAAUUCCUUGAGACAAAGAUGUUUUCUUAAGCAAACAAACAAAUUACAUUUAAUGUUAUCAUACAUACAUAUAUACAUAUAUAAAAUUAGUAGUUAUUAAAUGUCUGCCAAUUUAUUGAGAUAUACAUAAAUCCUUUUCGGUGAAGUGGAGCGUAAUCAUUAAUUAAUUGCUUAGUCCUAAGAAGAUUUUUCCUCUCCUCGAGCCAGGUCAGGUUGGGCUGAACUAGUUGACCCAAGGAGUCUCAGUUAGAUGAUAUUACAUCCUUAGUGUUACCAGGUACUCCACAUACGACCAAGCUUUACUGUUAUUCUCUUUAUUGCGUCCAUAUUAUGAAGAAUAUUGCUGAUCACUGUGCUAUUUCUGGUCCUCUGUCCGUUGCUGAUUGAAGGUCCCGCAGCGUGUCUGUGCCAUAACUAAACAUAGCGUCUGUCAAACGAAUGCAUGCCACUCAUAGAUUGCCCACUCUCUCAGAGUUUCCUACACUUGUUAACGUCUUUACAAGCUUUCAAGACCAGUGUUAUUACCUGCUGACCUGAUCCAAAAAAAAAACAUUACUCCCAGUUUAUAUGGCAAUCGGACUUUUAGUAAUUAUGCUGCAUUAAUUUGGUUGCCGGAACUAAUCAGACGCAGUUGAAGCAGCUAAACGCCGUUCUGAGGACCGUGACGGGUUGCUUUCUGAAGUUUGCACAGAAAAAAAUCUAUGGUCAAAAUUAAGGAGUCUGCUGAAAAGUUACCUGCAGAGUAGAUAUUUGUCGAAACAUCAGCAAGUGAAAUCAAACUACAUACCGACAGGCUUCAAAUACCAUUCAGUCAGUAAAAACCUUUAUGAAGUCUCUUCUCGCACAUGAUGACGUGUCCUAGAUGGACGAAGUUAUCUCACGCUUCAAGUAGUUGUGACUACUACUUAUUUGUUUUACAGCCACAUUUGCCUUCACAACUUCGGCAUAAAUGGCAUAUCCACAGCAGCUUAAUUGUGGACACGGGAGUAUGCCUUCGCCACGCAUUCGACCAGCACCCAAAACUAAGAAAUUUGAAAAAUUUAUGUAUCCAAUACACUACAUUACAACAUUCACAUUCAUCUCGUUUCGAGUUACACAAAUUAUAUUUCAAUAACUUUUUAUGUUUUUAAACAUACACAACAACACUUGAAAUAUCAAAUAAUUUAAUUUUGAAGCAAUUAUUCCACUCUUGAAUUAUGUACCGAAAAGUGUAAGCGCGUGCUAGAAGUUAAACAAACAACAGCUGAUUGCAAACAGGGUUGUAUUGAGUGUCAAAAAAGUAGAUAAGCUCAUGUUAACAUCAUUGCCCAAUUAUUACAUUAUUUUAUGUUAUUAUUAAUUAUUUUUAAAUAAUGUCUCCACUUCACAAUGCUAUAAAACUUUCCUGCUAUAUUUCUUUAAAAAAAAAACUUACAAAAAAUACCAUUAUCAUUAACAAAUCUGUUAAAACUUGCAUAUUCACUCAACUUCGUACCUAUUUGCCCUCUACGAAUCUAUUUAACGAAAGAAAUUAAUUGAUCAUUAUGCACUUCUUAGGUGUAGACCUUUACAAAAACAAAAGAAGACUAUAUCAGCAAAACAAAUAUGAAAAAAGAAACUAAUUUAAAGGUGAAAUGUUAAGAAAAACUAUGAAAAAUGGUCAUAAAAAUAGUUUAAGUAAGAGAUAAAGAGAAACAGAAAUAACUAGCUUUCCUAAGAGCGUGAAAGUAAGGAGAACAUAAAGGAAAAGGUAACAAAAUAAUAAAUAAUUUUAAUAAAUGAUACUCAAAAUAA
This is a messenger RNA of Ceratitis capitata (Mediterranean fruit fly), 9354 nucleotides long. RefSeq lists its product as uncharacterized. Lineage: Eukaryota; Metazoa; Arthropoda; Insecta; Diptera; Tephritidae. The record is from RefSeq and is a predicted model, not a curated record. Gene Ontology annotation, cellular component: cell periphery. The coding region runs from base 2066 to 7186 and encodes 1706 amino acids. The transcript has 11 exons.